Molecule: messenger RNA, 1482 nt
Organism: Cyclospora cayetanensis
Lineage: Eukaryota; Apicomplexa; Conoidasida; Eucoccidiorida; Eimeriidae
Product: pro-resilin
Exons: 2
Coding region: 1-1482 (493 amino acids)
Biological process (GO): regulation of DNA-templated transcription
Molecular function (GO): DNA-binding transcription factor activity
Source: RefSeq, a predicted model, not a curated record
AUGGAUGCUCUACCGACUGGAGCAGCCCUCCCCUGCUCCGCUUCGGGUGUGGCCUAUAGCGUGCUAGAUUCGUCUGCAUCCCAGCAGAUUCAGCACGCUGAGCCUCCCCCGACCACCGCAGCCGGAUCUGCUGCCGCCACCCAGCAGCAGCAGCACCAACCUAGCGGCGCUCCUUCCGCCCCCAUGCAGGCUCUCACGUACCCCAUCCAUGGGCCUGCCGCUGCGGGCUUUGUACCCGACAUGGGGGGGCCCCCCGCGGCGUAUACGUCCAUCGCACAGCCCGCAGACACGAGCCCCUUCCACUCUGCCGAGAGUCUCGAGGCAUUUGGGGGGGGUGGCGUGCCCGCAGACUUUGGCGCAGACGGCGUCGAAAGUUCCCCGGAUCGCGGAGAAGGAUCGACAGGAGCAUCCGCUCACGGAGUCUAUGCGGAUGUGUCUCAGGAUCAGGUCGGCUCUUGCGGAGGCCCUCUCUCUGGUGAAGGCGGUGGCUUUGGGGGAACGGGGGGCCCCGCUGCAGGGGCCCCUGGGUCCGGUGCGAGCAAUGCGGGGGCCUCGGGGCCCCCCCCCCGUUCCGGCAUAGAGAAGUAUCUACAGUGGCUGGAUGCGAUUCACACGGCCUGCUCGAAACUCGAUGACUUGUGUAGCAAGUUGGACAGGAGCUUCCCGAACGCCACGCGGGAGUGGGAGGCUACCAGUCCGGGGAUACGAGGCGCACGACAGCUGUUUCACGUGUACGCUGACGCGCAGACGCCUCAGCCGAUGCAGCAGCUAUCGCCUCCACUCCUCGCGCACGGACCUGGUCCAAGUGUGCACGAGGAGGUCUUCACGGGGAGCUCGAGGAAGCGACAGCGGAGGGAUAACGGCGCGGGGGGGGGCCCCCUGGGCAGCCACGCGGGGGGGGGGGCGGGGGGCCUCCAGCUGCCCCAGGCGACGGCUCCAGGGGGCCUCGCCCAAGACUUUGCGGGCGCAGGCCUUGCCGUUUCAGGGAGGGGGGGGAGUGGGCCCCUGCAGCAGCCACCUGCGGGCGCUAUAGCGGCUAUGGGGUUGGGGAAUGCCUAUGGGGGCCCCGUUGUUGGAGCGUCCGGUAAGGCUGUGGGGGGGCCCCCGGUGUCUCUGUCGCAGCCGUGUGGGCCCCCAACACUUCCGGGAACGGCGAAUGUGUUGCCACCCGCUGGAGUGCCGCCUGCUGCUUCUGCUGCCGACGGCGGCGAAUACGAGUACCUCCUGGAUUAUCCAGAGCAGGAGGCCCCGGAUCCAGACAACCCGAGUGAUCUCAAGUGCGAUGUGGCUGGAGUUUAUUGGGACAAGAGGAGCUGGAUUGCUUCCUGGUAUGAGGGUGGCAAGCGCUACUACAAAUCAUUUUCUGCGAAGACCCAUGGAUUCUAUAGGUCGAAGUACUGGGCAAUCAAAGUGCGGCUGUCGAAGGUGCAGAGUCACGCACUGGCGGGCAAAGGUUGCAAAGCGAGGGCCGCUGCAGCUUGA